UAUGUAUCUGAAUUUUAGGAUCAACAGUCAGAGUUCAGAAACCCGGAGCCGAAGCGCCGAACGACGAACUUUGGCUCCAUUACCAAUAUUUCUACCACCUCACCUAUUCUGGAACGACAUUGGCAACUUCAAUUUUGAUAUUUUUAACGGCGUCAAUUGAAUCCGUUUACAUAAUGAACACGUGGAUGCCAUAUGGCAACCUAUAUAGGAUUCUAGGUUGUUGAUGAGUAACUGUGUGGCGGGAGUCGGAAGUCGGGAGUCGAAGGAGAGACAGAAAGGACGCUAGAAAAAAAAUCAACCUUUCACAUGUACACGUGGCAUACAACAUUUGCCACCCAAGUUCUUCGGAUUUAACGGUGUCAGACUGACAGUUGGGUUGUCUCUUUACGUGGUUUCCAUGGAAUUUUUAAUAGUAUUAAAUUCAGACAAAGGAAGAGUUUCUGUUUCUGUUUUGGGUUUCCUACGGGUUUCCUGCACGCCAGGACUUGUACUUCAAUUGUUUGGAUUGAUCAGGAACUGCAAUUCUUUACACAGUUGAAAGAGGUUUACAUCACCUCCUUGACUGUAAUGAGUAACAGGAUUGAAGAUGAUUCAUUCUCUAAGCCUGUUGGAAGAUGGUCUGUUUUCUAUUAUGGUGUGGGUCACAUGCUAAAUGACAUCACGGCUGCAUGCUGGUUUACUUAUCUCUUACUGUUCUUAACAGACAUUGGGCUCUCACAAAGGGAUGCUGCUACUGUCAUGCUCUCCGGCCAGAUAGCUGACGGUUUAGCCACCAUCUUUGUUGGUGAACUGAUAGACAGGUUUGGACAUUUCAAAAUAUGGCAUGGUGCAGGAUCUAUCUUGGUUGCUGUUUCAUUUUCUUCUGUUUUUGGUGGUUGUUUACCUUGUAAAGCCCUUGCUACGUUUUCAUCAACAGUAGAGACUAUUUCAUACAGUACAUUUGCUGCAAUUUUUAACGUGGGCUGGGCUGCUACUCAGGUUUCACACAUGUCCAUGGUGAAUUGCAUCUCUCUCAAUUCAACUAGCAGAGUAGUGCUGGCAAGCUGUCGGAAUGCCUUUACUAUGGUUGCAAAUCUCAGCCUAUAUGGAAUUGCUUUAAUAGUAUUUGAUAUCAGCAUAGCAAAAACUUAUGCUGAUAUUGAAAAUCAGUACCGCUGGAUUGCAUACUUAUCAAUAUUCAUAGGAUGCUGCUUUGUGGGCAUAUUUCAUCUUGGAACAAAUGAACCAAGAUCAAAGAUAGGUAUACAUGGAAAUAUUCAUGCAAGGAUUUCAUGGACAUAUUGGUUCCGCAAAAUUCUAUACUAUCAAGUUGCUCUUGUUUACGUGCUUACAAGACUAGUGCUCAAUGUUUCACAAGCAUAUCUUGCAUUCUAUGUGAUUAAUGAUUUGCUGAUGGCCCAGUCUGCUAAAGCUUUGGUUCCUGCCAUUAUCUAUAUUUGCAGCUUCAUAGUAUCUGUUCUUCUUCAGGAGAUUGCAUGGAAUGGCCAACGCCUGAAGGCUUAUUAUGCAGCCGGAGGAAUUCUUUGGAUGUUUUGUGGUGUAGGGAUUCUUCUCUUACCUAGAAGCAUGAGUCUAUUCAUGUAUGCCAUAUCGGUAUUUAUUGGAAUAGCUAAUGCAUUAAUGACGGUAACUGCAGUCAGCAUGCAGAGUAUAGUAAUUGGUGAAGAUCUUAAUGGUUGUGCAUUUGUUUGUGGAUCAUUGAGCUUCCUGGACAAAAUCUCAUGUGGGCUUGCCCUAUUUGUUCUUCAAUCCUAUCAAAGUAACUCACCUAUAAUUGUGGGAAACUAUUCAACAAACUUUAAUUUUUCAGUUACGAGAUAUGGUUUAGGUCUCGUACCAGCAUUCUGUUCAGCUCUUGCAGUGGCUGUCACAUGCACCAUGGAACUACAAACCCCAUUGUCAAAGCCGCUGAUGGAACCCUUGUUGGAAUGAUGUUGGGAAAGAAAGAACCACCAUGUUCAAACAGACAAGGAUUCUAAGAUGUAUUUUUUUCUAUUCACAUCAUGUAAUUGUACAUAAGCUAUCUGUUUACAAAAUAUAUUUUUUGGAUAAUGAUAAGCUAUCUAUUUCAUUCA
Molecule: messenger RNA, 2075 nt
Organism: Theobroma cacao (cacao)
Lineage: Eukaryota; Viridiplantae; Streptophyta; Magnoliopsida; Malvales; Malvaceae
Biological process (GO): carbohydrate transport
Cellular component (GO): plasma membrane
Molecular function (GO): symporter activity
Source: RefSeq, a predicted model, not a curated record